Messenger RNA from Dentiscutata heterogama, 173 nucleotides. NCBI's taxonomy places the organism in Eukaryota, Fungi, Glomeromycota, Glomeromycetes, Diversisporales, Gigasporaceae. The record is from the annotation of a GenBank genome assembly.
AACAUGACAGUCUACCGCAGACGCCUUGCGUGCCCAACAAACACUUAAUAACUCUGUAUCCAGAAUUCAGCCGGCCACCAACUGGACGAUGUGACUUGCCAAAUUAUUGGCUUCCGAUAGAACGUGACAGUCUACCGCAGACGCGUCUUUCUUUCUUACAAAAUCAUCGCUAA